AAGGGAAAAAAAGCAAAAUGUUUUAGCUCUUUCAUUAAAACCAGUCUGUUUAUGUCCACUUUUUACUUUAGGGAGGAGAUGUUUGAUUAUUCUGCUUUAACAAUGCAUUUUUUGUUUCGAAAAAGACCCCCUCUACAAGAAGCAAUGGGGCACAAUGUAUUUCAAUAUUAAACGUGCCGAAAAUCCUGCCAGAGUCAAUAGUCAGCCAGCAGCAGUCUCGUUUUGUCUCGUUGUGCUGCGGUCCAUGCGAGGCUUGCUGUUUUAGACGGACAACAUAACAAACACAGCAAAAUGGACGUUUUCCUUAUGAUUCGUCGCAAAAAAUGCACAAUCUUCACAGAUGCCAAAGAGAGCACGCCCAUGUCCGAUGUGAAGAAAAUCAUCGAUGGAAUUUUGAAAGUUGCCCCUGAGAAUCAAAGGCUUUUUAAAGAAGACACUCCCAUGUCAGACGACCACAAGACGCUGGCAGACUACGGCUACACCAGCACCGUGGCCAGAGCUCAGGCACCCGCCACCAUCGGCCUUGUUUUUCGCCAGGACGAUGGCGAGUGGGAGAGUCUGGACAUCCAUCCCCUGUCCAGCCCACCGGAGCUGCCAGACGUGAUGAAACCACAGGAUGCCAAUCAGGCACACCAGCAGGAGGCCAACGCCGUGUAAGAAUUCUCUGGCUGACUUUCUGUCAGCGCUCUGCAUCUGCCCGUCGUCACCACCACCACCACCACCACCACCACCGUUGCUGACUUGCAAGAACACCGAACACCGUAGGACACUUUGUCGCAGGACUGAAUAUAACAGACAGGGGGAAAUGAUUUUUUUAAAGAUAUAUCAGAAAAACUUUUUGAUUGUGCCAUUAUUUGAUUUUUUUUUUUUUUUCUUCUUUUUUCUAGAGCGUUUGAAUGAAAGUGUAGAUGUGUUUGCUGUCUGAUAUUUAAGAUCUCGGUGCAUGGAGGUUGUUGCUAAGUUAGUGAGAUGCGAGCAGUGAUCUCAUGGCAAUUUCGAGCUGUCUCUGUGGUUUUUUCACGCUUAGUAGGAGCUUGGUUUUUUUUCUUUCCCUCGCGGGGCGUUUCACUUUGAUGUGGCUUCAAACUCCAGUUGUUGCAACACGCUCCCCCUGUCUGUGAAUCACUUUUCUUCGGUUUUUAAAAUUAUGAAUUGAGAUUUUUGAAUAUGGUGACGAGAACAUCUAUCUGAUGGCGUGCAUGAACAGAUCUAUAAAUAUAUAUAUCCUAUAGGCUAGGGUUACCUCGCGUCAUUCGUUGUCAGGCUGAGUCGGGGUCUAUUGUGUACCCUGGCAUUUUCCACCACACGCUCCUCUUUUCUUUCUUUUUUUUUUUUUCGUCUGUACACAUGUGAAGCAUAUCUUAGAAAAAAACCCAACCGCAACAAAACUUUUGUUUAUUAUUAUAAAAAAUUUUCUCCCCCCUCCCCCCCCUUAUUCUGUCUUUGCUACUCUGCUGUUAGUUGACUAUUAAUCAUGUUAGUUCACUAUUAAUCAUUUUCAGAAAAUGCUUGAUGGUUAGGGCAGGUUCAUACAAUAAUCACUCACAACAACAUAGUUUUUGUUCCUUUCUGUUACCUUUGAUGUAUCUGAGAUUUCUGAGGGGGGGGUUAGGUACUGUGUCUACGAGAUAAUUGUUUUAAUUCUCAGAGGUGCCGAAUUUCCGGAUAAAUCCAGAAACCCGAAUACCUGAAAUUGUCCGGAAUUUGCCGGGGGGCUUCGGGAUGAUUGUCGAAGAGUUGUUACUUCCACACUUUGUAUAAACACAUAUAGUCUUGUACAAGUUGUAGUAGACAGAGGGAUCUGUGAAUUUUGAGUCCCUUUCACGUUUCCACGGUGUCUGGAAAGUUAAGACCUUAUUUAUUUUUUUUCCUUAGCCUGUAGGGACCUCAGAUUUCAUUCAGGCCUUUUGCGUGUUUAUUUUGUUGUUGUAAGUGUUGUGGAGUGGAAGGGGACUGAUUUUUCUAAAAUUAUGUUUUUUAAAAGCAAAUUUCUAAAUAAAUAUUAUAUUUUGAUGUGUGUGUGUGUAUGUUUAGUCUUGUCAGGGUAAUAAGUCUACUUGUGUUUAGCUCAAUGUGAUAGCGUGUUGUUGGAAGUGUGUAAUAGAUCUGUCUAUCUACCUACCUACCUUCCUUCCUAUCAUCAUCUCAUCAAGUGUCUGUGUGCCGCCCCCCCACCCCCCACCCCUUUAUGUGUUGCUGUUUGGAUGGAGGGCCUGCUUAGAUUGGCUGAUCUUUCACACUACUGAGGGUUUUGCGCUUAACUUUCUUGACUGACAGGUUUUUGUAUGGGGUGGGGUGGGGUCGGGUUUGGUAAUUUGUACCCAAUUGCUACUGUUCUUGAGAUGGAGCACCGUGUGUUGUUUUUUUUUUUCUUUUUUACAUCUGUAUUUGUCCAUUUCGGGUCAGCUGUGUUGUUGUAUAUUUCACAAUGUAGUAUUUUUUUUUAAUCUUCUAAGGAAGAUUGGUCUGCACCCAUUUUUUAAAUUAAUUUUUUUUGUUCUGGUAUUUUCAGCUAAAUUGGUCCUCGGGGCUAUCUGUUUAUUUGUGUUUCUGAGUAGGUGUAUGUGGAGUUGUGCCGUGGACAUAACUCACGGGGGUCGGUCCGUAAGUAGUUUCUGCGAUAUUUCUCACCAGAAUAAAUCAUGUAAGCAAAGCUCUUUUUUAAAAAAUCUUUCCUUACAAUAAAGGCGCUUCGUGACUCCCGACUUUUAUGUGACACGUCUAAAUAUAGCCCGGUGGUGCAACUUGUAACACAUUAGUCUUCGGCACUUAUAUGACCUUAUGUGUUGCAAGUGCCAUAAAACUUCCUAAAAUUUUAAAAACCUAUCUGGUUACAUUUAUUUUCAAUAUGAUAAAUAUGAUAUAAAUUUCCAAAGUGGGAACGAUUUUUUCAUGGGUAUCCCCCCCCCCACCCCACCCCACCCCGUAGCUGGUUGUUGUCCCUGGCCACAUUGUAAAUCCUCCCGAAUCAAAAAAUGCUGAGGGAAAUAUGAUUCAUAUUUUGCAUUUUUUUUAUAGUCCUUUAAAUGUUUUUUUUUUUUUUUUUUCCCCCUUCCAUGUCAUUUGGUGUGUUAGUAAGCAGGUUGUGUGGGGGGCCCUCUCGUUUUGUUUUAGAAAGUUUUUUUGUUUUUUUUUCGUUCUUCUUUUGGAUGUGUCAUUGUCUUGUUAGUUGGGUUUUUUUUUUUUUCUUUUUCGUUUUUUUUUUCUCUUAUUAAUCUUUGUGUGUGCAUAUAUUUAUGUAUGGCUGUGUGUGUGUGUGUGUGUGAAAGAGUCGUUCGAACGAGGAGGGUGGGUUGCUAUAUUUAAAAUCAGCAAUGGUCUUUUCUGAGAAAAGUUGGUGAGAUGGCUCCUCUUGGCUUUGCUGUCUUUGAGUCCCCCCCUUCCCACUGUAACGUACGUGUGUGUACGUGUGUGUGUGUGUGUCUGAGACUGCUUUAUGUGAGUGUUGUGUCAUUAAGCAUAAAUAGUUGUUUAGUGUGUGUGUGUGUGCGUGCAGAGAGAGGGUGAGUGUGGGUGAGUGAAUGAGAUUUAUUUUUUCCUGUCCUUUGUUGAAGUAAUAAAUGAAAGAAUGAUUUAACAAUA
This is a messenger RNA of Aplysia californica (California sea hare), 3582 nucleotides long. Its product is annotated as elongin-B. Gene Ontology annotation, molecular function: protein binding. The record is from RefSeq and is a predicted model, not a curated record. Gene Ontology annotation, cellular component: VCB complex; elongin complex. The coding region runs from base 292 to 657 and encodes 121 amino acids. Gene Ontology annotation, biological process: transcription elongation by RNA polymerase II. NCBI's taxonomy places the organism in Eukaryota, Metazoa, Mollusca, Gastropoda, Aplysiida, Aplysiidae. The transcript has 4 exons.